UUUUUUCCCUCUAAUCUGAAAACAUGAAGCCUAACUGGGAGCUGACGAAUUGCUGUCAACAUGAACAAGUCCGAUUUCUAGCAACCAUUGGCAUUUUCACCGUUGUUAUUCUUGCUUUCUGGAGGACAUUUUUGCUGACACCUUUUAAGCUCAUCACUGUGUUUCUUCAUGAAGCAAGCCACGCGAUUGCGUGCAAGAUUACUUGUGGGGAGGUCGAGGGCAUUCAAGUUCAUGCUAACGAAGGUGGCAUGACUCAAACACGUGGUGGUGUAUAUUGGUUGAUCUUACCGGCUGGAUACCUUGGAUCAUCGUUUUGGGGUAUGGCUCUCAUACUUGCUUCGACAAACCUCCUCUCCUCAAGAAUCGCUGCUGGUUGUCUUAUUCUUUCCCUCUUUAUUGUGCUCUUCAUUGCACAAAAUUGGACUCUACGAGGGCUUUGUAUCGGAUUUAUUGUUUUGCUUGCUGUCGUCUGGGUUCUUCAAGAAACAACCAACGUUCGUAUCCUUCACUACAUUAUUCUCUUCAUUGGUGUUAUGAAUAGCCUGUUUUCCAUCUAUGAUAUAUACGAUGAUUUGAUAUCUCGAAGGGUUCACUCUAGUGAUGCUGAGAAAUUCGCAGAGCUUUGCCCCUGCUGCACGGGAGUUGGUUGGGGAGUAAUCUGGGGAAUGAUAUCCUUACUGUUUCUCUCUGCAUCGAUAUAUCUUGGACUCGUCAUCUUGUCCUGAGGGUUGAAAAUAAUGGAGUUGGCCUAUUAAGGAUUGCAACAACAUUAUCCAUACAUAUAUCUCCAUAGCAAUCAAAUUCAUUUAUUUGGCUGCAGCAUCAAAUUUGAUCCUCAAGCUUCGCAUUCUAACAAAA
Salvia splendens (bonfire salvia) is the source of this 858-nucleotide messenger RNA. RefSeq lists its product as uncharacterized. Bases 24 to 725 code for a protein of 233 amino acids. The transcript has 10 exons. The record is from RefSeq and is a predicted model, not a curated record. NCBI's taxonomy places the organism in Eukaryota, Viridiplantae, Streptophyta, Magnoliopsida, Lamiales, Lamiaceae.